This is a messenger RNA of Rubroshorea leprosula, 1676 nucleotides long. Lineage: Eukaryota; Viridiplantae; Streptophyta; Magnoliopsida; Malvales; Dipterocarpaceae. The record is from the annotation of a GenBank genome assembly.
UUCAUCUUCUCCCUGAUGCUCUGCCUCCCGAAAGCCCCCCAAAGCCACCGACUCCCUCCUCCCUUGAAAACCCGGCGAGAUCUUGAUGAAAUUCCCUUCUUUCUUGUUCAAUAACAAGAUUUAGGACUUAGAACACUCUCCUAAACCCAGAAAUUUCCAGAUCUGCGCUGUCUUCUUCCCCUCUGUCCGUUGACCUCUGCUGUGUGGGGUUGAGUUCGGUUUUCUGAUAAAGGGAUAGCCAUGGAUUCCUCUUUUUAGCUUUGAUUUGGCUUGGGUUACCCUAAUUUCUGUUUUUGGUUCUUGAAUUGUUGGUAGUCCGCGAGUUUCCCCCUCCAAUUUUCGUCAGCCCUUUUCCCUGCCAGGUCCGGUUCUGCUAGCUGGAAUUCUGGUGCUGUUGUGGCUUAGAGCUCUAGGGUCGAGUUUCCUGUUUAUGGGAAGUGAGGUAAGUAAAUUUAUGGUAAUGCCCGUACAGUUUUUAAAAGUAUGUUUUGACUUAUUUUUGAAGUGGUGGCGGGACUAAACCCGUUUUAUGCAAAAGUAAGUAUGAUUGAUUUGAAGUGAAAUUUUUAUGCUUUUCAUUAAAUUGAGCAUGCCUACUUGAAAUUUAAAUUGAUUGUCCUAAUGAUUUGAAAGUGAUUGGUGAAUUAUGAUUUUUCUGUUAACCUCUACCUGUUUUGUCUUCGAUGUGGUCAUGUUAUUAGUGACCCUGCUAGUGGGGGUUAAACGCUAGCACAUGUUGACAUGUUAUUGAUAGAACUGGUUCGUUCGAGUGACCCUGCUAGUGGGGGUUAUACACCAGCAAAUAGUGCGUCUGCCAGUUGGUGGUUUAUAACACAGGCCAUGACCUAUAGAGGAGACGUCUAUUUUGUUCUCAUAUUGUAUCCGUUUUUAGUGAUUGCACUUGUUGGCAUGCUAUGAGUUUAAUUACGGGCUAUGAGUUUAAUUACGGGCUAUCCAUAUGUUACUUACUGAGUUAUUUCACCUCGUUUUUCCUUGCCCAUCAUUUCAGGUAGUGUAACCCGAGACACGGAAAUCAAGGGGAGUGACGUGAUAGAAGGCUAGCCACUUGAGAUUUGACAUAGAUUCUAGAUAUGUAUACCAUGCUCUUGUAAGUUAGAUUUUAAUUGGAAAUUUUAUGGUAUCAAAACUGAUUUUGUUGAGUAAGUUCCGAGCCUUGUGCACUUGUGGGAUCCGUCUCACAAGUGUACGGCGUCUGUUACGCCCUCGGAUUUGGGUUCUGGGGCGUGACAUAUAUAAUGACAUAUGAAAGUUGUAAAUAAAAAUUACACAAAUAGAUCCUAACUUUUUGCUAACAAUUUAAGUAAUUCAUGAUACUCUCUUGCUAGUUGAUAUGGUGAUUCUGAAUUUAAGUUGUAUGUUAUAAAAUGUGAGAAAUAGUUGAAGAAUCCUCGAAUCAGGAAAAGAAAAGAUUGUGGUGGUAUACUUCUUAAAAUUAAAUUAUUUGGACAACCAAGCAACAUUUCAUUUUCAAGAAAAUUGGAACUCUUAUUAGUUGCAAUACAUGCAUUGUUGGGAUGGAACAACUUUUAUAACUCUCAUGUUUUUGAGACUGCAUUUAAGAAGGUAAAUGUGGAUGCAAAAUAAUGAAAUCUUAGGAUAAGGGGAUGAGAGAGUAUGCAAUGAUCAUGGAUUUAUAAUAUAAACAUGUUAUUGUG